GUCAUGUUUUAUGCAAAUCAGUUUCGCAUCCGCUACUACGCCUGCGCACCGCGAAAUUUGCCGAGAGAUUUUCACUUCCGGGUUGGUACUACAAGAUCCCGCGUAGCACUUUCAGCGUGUUAUACGUCUUAAACUCAGCUUCUUGCACAAUCUUGAGACUUUAGAAGUAUCCUAGAUGGCCAAGAGUAUUGUCUUGACUUAUAUCUUGUGGCUCAUAGGCGGAUUUUUCGGGCUACACCAUUUUUAUUUGAGGAGGGAUCGGCAAGCCUUUGUAUGGUGGGCAACUUGCGGUGGUAUCUUCGGUUUAGGUUGGUUUCGUGACUUAUGGAGGAUUCCCGAUUACGUAGGCUAUGCGAACGGCUACGGAGACAAAUUCCAAGUGGUGGAAAACAGAAGACGAAACAACCUGAAACCGAUCUUCAAUGUCGUACGGUUUGGAGGUGAGAUGGCACUGGGGAUGUAUUUCGGCUUCCUCGCCAUGUGUGCCAUUCCUGAGGAAGUUUACCAAGAGGGUUCUGCUGCACAAAAAGCCGUUUGCUACGGUAUCGUAACCAUGGCUACCACCGUCGGCGUCUACGUCGUGAGCAACAUCGGAGAGGAGACCACCGAGCUUGGCGACAUUCUCACGUACGCGAGCGUUCCCGCCAUUUUUAUGUUCACCAAAGCGCCUGAGAAUGCGCCCACGUGGAUUGCAGUCGGCGCUGCUAUUGGCUGCAUGUACAGAAACAAGUACAAGCCACGGUCGCAACCGAAGUCGGGGCUUUGCCGCCGUCUGACGACGCUAACGCUCGCAGGUAUGCUCAUUUUCGCAGUCUGGGGGUCGUUCCUGUACCACAACGCGUCGGUGACAACGAAAGAUGGCGAAACGAUCAAGCUACGGGAUUCCAUCGACAACUUCUUCACGUCGCCGGCCUGGUUGCAGUUUAAGAAGAAUCUGUGGGAAUUGUACGACUACGGACAGACCCAUGGUUGGGACAAGGUGUGGCAGCAGUUUGUGGAGUCUUUAGACCCGACAGGAGAAGCGAAUGCACUACAGGUACUGGGAGUAGACAAGAAUGCGAGUCAGGAGGAGAUCACCAAACGUUACCGUAAGCUAGCUCGGGAAUGGCAUCCCGACAGACACAAGGAAAACAAGGAGGAGGCACAGGAGAAAUUCAUGGAGAUACAGAAAGCUUAUGAGACGCUGUCAACAAUCAAGAAGAAGCGAGAGAGGAAGAGUUCUCAAAAACGUUCGAAUGCUGAUGACUUUGACCACAGGUUCUAAUGCCUUAGGGAAGGACCCUUACAUUUACGUGGUUAAUGUUUUCUUCUCCCUAACUCUCUCAUUUCAUGAUAUUCAUUAUGCUAACACUACUACAUAAAAAAUCAUGGUGACAAUCCCUCAGCCCCUUCUUGAGUUAUUUUUUCCAAAGAGUCUUAAACCAAAUCGGUCACUGCAGUUCCAAAAAAGACGUCAGGGGGCCCAAACCUACACCACUUACUCUCUGCCUUAAACUUAGAAUAUAUAUGGCCUCCUUAACUUAAGUCAAUAUUGACCAUGGUAAAAUCCUUAUUGAUAUCAGCCCUAGUAUGACUGUGGCCAAGCAGUCCUAUACCAGAAUGACAGUCUGCCACAUAGGGCACAUGGAGCUUUAAAGAAUGUACCACUAAAAGAUUACAACCAUGUCCAGGACACUAGAUAUCAAAAGCACUAGUUUCCACUGCAGUACCUUAGUGAGCAGUUAGGGGCCCACAUCAAACUUAACGUUUGUUUGCCUUAUCCAUAUGCAACUAUCAUGGUUAUUCUGAAAAUUCAUUCCCACAACAAUUGGUGUAUAUGGUAGUGACUAUCACUGCUUCUAUAGCCCUUGGGCCACACAGCUCUGCAAGUACUAUGGCAAGUACUAGUCCACAGGUAGUUGUGCAUGCUCAACUAUAGGUAUGCUUUUUCCCAAAUGCAGAAUGCUAUAAACACAAUGCACCAUUAUCAAAGUGUUGACUUUGUGUGGAAGUUUAAUACCAUGGUAAAAUCAAAUGCAGUCUUUUGCAGGAUUUUGAGACCACUUUAUUGGUAGGAUAUUAGCGAUGAUUUUUUGCAAUUAUAUUUGAAAUAGUCUGUAUUCAUAAACUUUCAUUAUGAUACAAUGUAUCAAGUUUUGAAUUCUAAAGUGAAACAUUCUGGCAUGUAUGAUACACAUUCUUUGAUACAAAACUAAGUGUUGUGUAUGAUAUAGUUUUAAAAGGUAGAUAAUAGGGUUAAGUGCUGAAUAUUUGUGAUGAUAAUGUUUGAAUAUCAAAUGAUAAUCAAGUGGUGACGCACACAUAUCAUGUACACAUUUUAUUUAUCACCUGAAGAUGCCUUAAGACCAAAAUUUUGCGAUUUUAUGCAGAACUUUUUCAGUCAAAAUGCUGCUACGAAUAAAUGGAUGGAAAGAAUUACUUUGCAAAUAGUUCUGCAAAACACCUAUAGAAUACAAAGUUUGCUUCUCAACUGCAUAAUCAUUCUUGACAAUCAAUAUCUCUUGAAUUUAGGCCAUGUUUAUUUGAUUAUAUGGAUGACAUCCUCUUAAAGCCUCAAAACUGAUGCAAGUUUGGCAAAAAAAAGGUGCCUCAGUUCUGAAAUCUAAGUGGUCAGAAAGGUUGAACAAAUGACUCAACACACAGAGUAUAGAAUAACGAAACACAUAUUCUUUAUCCUCUUUCACUUUGGCAUUGACAUUAAUGUAUUCUAUUAUACGAAAUUCGUUUUUAAUUUGCAGCUCGUUAUGGCUUGUCUUGCAGCUGCUUUGUACAAUUUGCAGUUUUUAUGAUUUUUUUUUAACAGAUGAUUACUUAUGUGCAGUGUCAUCCAUAAAAUCAAAUUAACAUUGCCUUUUUAGGAUGAGGUAAUAAGGACAGUAUAUAACUGGCUAAGCACUAGGUACUUUUAUUAUCUUAAGCACAGAAUUUUCCGAGUUUAAGGGACACCAUGUUUCAAUCCAUAUAUUUCAGCUUUUAUCGUAGGUAUAUCUUUUGGGAAUACUUUUAAAUAUUUCCCUUCAACCAAGGUAUUUAUUGACAUAGACAUAACGUUACGGAUUUAGAUGUUUGCGAGUAAUUAUGAAUUUCUAAUUUACACAUUUGAAUUGAUUGUUUGCAUCUGAUUUUUAAAAGAUUAAUGAUGUAGAAAUGAAUGGAAUUUGGAAUAUAAUGUGGUUUUUAUCAAUAUUAUUUCCCUUUUAAGUGUGAGAUGUACAAAAUCGUACCAUUUGAGAUUACUUUCAUUUAUUUUCCUUGAGAAAUGUCAUAGUUUUCUAGUGUUAUUGCAAAAGUUGUAUUUUGUUUCCCAUGAGCCUUUGCUUUUGCAAAUGGCAAUAUUGUGGUAACGAGAUUUUCAAUAUGUAAAAGAAGUACUCUAUUUUGUUGUUUUAAAUUAAAACAUUAAAUGGUGAAACAUA
Molecule: messenger RNA, 3416 nt
Organism: Branchiostoma floridae (Florida lancelet)
Lineage: Eukaryota; Metazoa; Chordata; Leptocardii; Amphioxiformes; Branchiostomatidae
Product: dnaJ homolog subfamily C member 22-like
Exons: 5
Coding region: 176-1264 (362 amino acids)
Biological process (GO): endocytosis
Cellular component (GO): plasma membrane; early endosome
Source: RefSeq, a predicted model, not a curated record